Mycena citricolor is the source of this 4239-nucleotide messenger RNA. The record is from the annotation of a GenBank genome assembly. Lineage: Eukaryota; Fungi; Basidiomycota; Agaricomycetes; Agaricales; Mycenaceae.
GCCUGUUCUUCACUUUUGAGCUCAUUAUCAGCCUCACACGGGCAGUCGUUGGAAAGCUAAACAGGCUCCGUGAACUCGAAAAUGCGAACGGGACUCCAAACGCCUCCAGCCACGCACCGACACUUUUGCUUCGAGUGUUAACAAUCCGCCAAGGCAACCAUCAGCUCACGGCUCCUGUCCGUCAGUCAAUGUCUGUCGGGGCUGACAGGCUCAAGGACAGGGAGGCGCUGAUGCGGUCUGACUAGGACUCCUGGCUACGGGAUUCCGGCUGAGCCCCAGUGCCAUCCCGACACCCACGAAGCCAUACCACACGCUCGCAGUGCCAUGCGGCUGCCUACACACUCUCUACCUCUGCCUCUCUUAUAUCUCUUAAUCGCGCUAGCCCUGCCCCUCAUCUCCACCGUUUCCGCGCAAGCCAACCGCACGAUUGACGAUUUCGCACCGUCAGGGAUUACCUACACCCCCGCGAGCGCCGUCACACACGGAAACCUGACGGGGCUCGAUAUCACCAAGCUGUACAAUGGCACGGUGUCGAUGAUGAACGGGAGCAUGAAUGCGGAUGGGUCGGGGACCGUGAACAUGACUGUGCGGUUUACAGGAACUGCGUUUUGGAUCUUUACUGUGAAGCCGCUGAUGGACACCUCGUACGGCAAUUCAUUCAAUGUCUACGUUGAUGGUGUUCCUGCGGUCCAGUCGGCGUCGUUCGACCAAGUUCUCGAUGCCGAAUAUAACCAAGUCGCGUACAACGAUGCGGGGCUCAAGUCAGGACCUCACGAAGUGUUGUUCUCGGUAACGGAGAGCAGUGUCGUGUGGUUGGACUACUUUGUUUUCACAUCCAAUAGCGCUGUAGCGCAGGCUACGAUUCCGCCGGUACAGUCUUCGGUUCCGGCAACUUCUUCGUCAACUUCGACAAAGAGCAGCGAAACAGGCACCACUGCGACCCCAAGCAAGCCAUCGUCAUCAAGCAAAGGCUCCGCGUCUGACACCACGCACAUUCACAUUGCUAUUCCAAUCGCCGCGGCCGUCGUGGGUCUGCUGGUGAUCGGCGCAGGAUGUAGCAUCUGGUACAUCUGCCACAAGAAGCGCCAGCGGAGGGGGUCGAAUGGCAAUCCUGGAGGUGGAGAGUGGCCUUAUGGUAGACCGAAGCCUGAGGCUGAUAUCAAUGUCUACGGGCCUCCGGUGGUUUUGCCACAGACAGGGAAUGCGUAUUCCCCGCCCUAUUCUCAUUCUCAGUCGGGUGGCUACCCCCAGGCGCAGCUCGCCAACACAUAUCCACAGUCGAGUGUCUAUCCUCAACAGCAAAGCCCAUAUCGAGAGGACCCAGGGGCACAAGAAUCGCAAGCCGCGUUGCUUCGAAUGCCGUCCACACAAUCUGUCGACGUGUCAGGGCUAUCUUCACCAAUGAGCGGCAGCAGCGGCAGCUAUCGCGAUCCGGGAUCCGCGACAUCUCCCAUCGCCUAUCUGCCCUCACAAGCAUCCGCAUACUUUCCCCCGACACCCAUAUCGCCAAGCACAUACACUUAUGAAGCCAAUGGACGAGCGACGCUUUCGUAUUCGCCCGUCGCCGGCCCGUCGUCCUCGUCUCGAGAGCCGGAAUCGUCCGCCCAGCCAUACGUCCUCGCGCAGCAGCGCGCGAUCGAAGCGGAAUACACGCCACCGCGACAGUGGAUCAUCGAUGAGAAAAAGCAGCCGGAGAGGGGUGCUGAGUCGCCGAUGGCGUUCGCGGCGAAUCCCGACAACGGGCCGCGCGCGCAUGCCGCCGUCCCACCCGCAGACCCGGCAUUGUCCACGAUCGCAGCCGAGAUGCAGGCGUUGAGGGCCCAGGUUGCCCGAUUAGAGGGGGAGAGGAGUGCGCACAGUGGGAAUACGGACGGGGAUGUACACGGGGUGCCAGAUGUCCCGCCGCCAGCGUACGAUUGAGGUGCUGUGUCAUUGUCGUUUGAGGCUAUACCACGCUUUCAGAUCAGAGUGCCAGGUGUUUCGGUUUGAAUUAGCUAGUCUGGUGCCCAUCCGAACUGCCCCCUGCCCUCGAUAUGCCAACCAGAGCGGGUGCAUCUUGUUCGUACCCCGAUCCAUUCGUAUGGGUCGUUUGCGCUCAAGCGAUCACGAUCUGUUCUGAUUCUCAAGUCUCAUUCACUUUUCAUCGCUUCAAGCAGACGAAGAGAAACAAAACUGCACGAUUUGAGCCUGGAAACAGCUUGCACACUCCUCCGUUCCUAUCUGACUUACAAUAGAGCAAGAUCUCCGUCAGAGGCAGUGAUUGAUAGACCAGGAUGUAUAGGCUCUUCACGGUCAAUCACUUCGUGCUGACCAUCUACAAUCUUAUCUCAGAAAUCAUUGACCCUGUAUUACCCUGGACCGUGAUUUCGGAUAGCCAACUUUCCGCACCAAGUGAAUUGCUUCGAAGGAUUUGGAUGAUAUGUGCUACGUAUAUGCUCGGCUCGUAUUGCGCUAAGUAACAAGUCCUGCCUACGAAAAGUGUCGGUACAUCGCAGUCAUUAGCGAAAAGGAUUAGACGGAGGGGUUUGCAAAGAGAGGGUGAUCAGAGAUCCACUGAAUGCUUUCUUACGCUCGAGUCUGUGGCCCAUCGAGAUAUGUACAUAGGCGUUCCAGCACGGUCAUCUGUAUACUUGACCGUAGAUGGACUUGAGUCCUGAUGUGCGGUCUCCGAGAAAGAACCUGAGUCAAUCACCGGGACGGGGGAACUUCCAAUUCUGAGCGCCUGACGGUCUCAUCUCAUCGCGUGACGAUUCAUGCUGCACAUGGGGUUGAUCGGAUGACGUGGGCGCGAAAGCUAAAAUCACGCACCAUGGCGCAAACGAAGCGCUGCGGCCCCCAUCUACAUCACGCCUCAUUUGAAGCAGCAGUCCGCGAAGCAGGUUGGCUCCAAAUCGACGUCGAAACCGUCCCCCUGCCUCAUGCAACCGCCCGCUGACUCGAGCCACGCGGUGCACCAAGUCAUCCACGCCCGUCCCGUCGCGCGCCGAGCAUUCCACGUACCCCACCGCGCCGACCCGGCGCGCCACCGCCUCCGCAUCGUCGCUGGACACAGGCAGCUCUCCAGCCAGCCGAAGCUCCCGCACGACGCGCGAGUCUGUGCGCAGAUCUGCUCGGCACCCCACCAGCAGCCGCGGCACGCGCAAGUGGCUCCCGAGCAAGUCCAGCUCGGGCGUCCAUCGGGUCAGAAUGUCGUGCAGCGAGUCGGGCGAGUCGAUGCUGAAGCACAGCAGCACGACCUGGGUGUGCGCGUAUGCGAGUGGGCGGAGGCGGUCGUACGUGUACGAGCCGGGGGUGUCUUGAAAGAGCAGGAGACUGGCAUUGGGGUCGUCGCACACGGAGACGGGGUAUACGUCGAAGCUGUCGUCGCCGUUCGAAUCUUCGAAGCCUGAGCUGCAGGACGUGGAUGUGCAUGUGCAUGAUGGGCAGCGAAUCGUGUCCUCCGCCUGCUCCUUGUCCUUUCCCUUCCGUUGCAGCUCGAUGCAUGCGCGCAGCAACGUCGUCUUCCCACACCCCGAGUCUCCGAUCACGACGACUUUCGUUGGCAGCAUGUGGGUCCGAGCGCGGUGAGACAGCAGGUAGGUGGGUGUGUGUGAGGGAGGGAGAUCGUGGGAUCGUGGGCAGACCGAUACGGGUGGUGCCCGCAGGCACUGCUCCUGGCCGUGUGCAAUCGACUGCGUCCCUUGUCACAGUCCCCCUGGCAAGUCAGACGAGGCUCGAUGCGGCGCCAACUGAAUGGAACAUGCCACGGCCAUUUCCGUAUUCGUCCGUCUAACUCCCUCGCACCAUCAUCGCACGCGAAGACAUAAAAAACAUGGGCGACGCCGUGGUCCGUUGGCAAAUCAGUCGGCACCCACCCGGUAGUGAAGCAUCACAGGACUGAUGAUAUACAGCUGCCACUCACAACGCGGUGAGCUAGACCAAAAUCGUCUCCCCAAGCAUCCCGAGGGACCAUUAUCUGAUCUCGAAUUCACCCUCGGCUCGAACGGACCAACUUCUCCCACACAGAAUGACCCCUCCUGGCCAUGGGUCUGUUGACACAUGGAAACAUACACGUCAGACGUGGCCUUGGCUUGCGUAGAUAUACGUAAACAGAACGGGGACUUGACGCAGCAAGGAUCGGCUUUGUGGAUUGAAAGGCUGUGGGACAAGCAUACAGUACAAUGCUGUGUCGAUCACUCGGCAGUCUCCGUGAUCGCAACACCUAUCCCAUCAUUUCUUGACAACCAGGACGAGUUUGUG